GACUCCAGAGUUGUUUUGGAACCUCAAAAUGGAUCAAAGCAAUAGGUGGAGACUCCUGGAAUCGGAUUGGUACUCUCCAAGACGACUCCACGACAGUUCCACUCAAUACGAUUUGCCGGGGGAUCGCUUUUUACCCAACAGAGGUUUGAUGGAUCUUGAUGAAGCCCAGAGUCUAUUGACCAACAGGAGUCAGGACCAAAGAGUUGAACACUUCAAAUUGCAAUCAUAUCGACAGAAACUGAUUGAGAAUCUGUCUUUAGAUUCUGAAGGAAGAAGGAUUAUGGUUUUCAGAGGAAGCCGAAAAUCGAGUAGAAAGUCAAUUCGUUUUGUUGAUAAGAUGAGACAAGAAGAGGCAGCGAUAUUUGAUAAUAAGAUCAAACACACUCAAUAUCGGUGCAUCCCCAAGGAAGAAAAGAGGGUUUUGGAUACACCAGGGCUUAGAAAUGACUACUAUUUGAACAUCAUGAGUUGGGGUAAAAACGCUGUUGCUUUGGGUCCAAAACUGUACUUAUGGAACUCAGAGGACCAGGGUGUACAGAUGUUGCUGCAAGUUCAAGGUGAGAAUGAUUGGCCUACAAGUGUAACCUGGUCCGAGGAUGCCAGAACUCUAGCUGUUGGAUAUAUGAGCUCCAAACUUCAGCUCUGGGAUGCUCAGUCUUCCAAACUUAUUAGAGACCUUCAAGGUCACAGUGGAAGGAUAGCAUCCACCGCAUGGAAUGGCCACAUUUUAACAUCAGGAAGCCGUGACAAAUCCAUUAUUAUUCAUGAUGUUAGAGCAGACAAUUUGACUUCCUGCAUAAAAAAGCACGCUGAUGAAGUGUGCGGUUUGAAAUGGUCAACUGAAGGCCAUAGAUUGGCAAGUGGAGGCAAUGACAAUCUGUUAUACAUAUGGGAAGCUUCCAAAAUGAAUUCAUCCAAGUUUCUACAUCGACCCAGAGAUCAUUGUGCGGCAGUCAAGGCCCUUGCUUGGUGCCCUUCUCAACAGAACGUGCUUGCCUCAGGAGGUGGCUUGCAUGAUGGUUGUAUUAAGAUAUAGAAUACACAAAAAGGAAUCUGCAUUAACAGCAUAGAAACCAAUGCACAGAUUUGUGGGCUUGAGUGGAACAGACACCACAAGGAGAUUUUGAGUGGCCAUGGCUACAGCACAAGGGAGAUCCAAAACAAACUAUGCCUGUGGAGGUACCCUUCCAUGACCAAAGUUCGGGAGUUGGGGAAUCCCAGAUCCAGAAUUAUCAACCUAUGCCAGAGCCCUGAUGGAGUAACUGUUGUAUCUGCUGGGGCAGAUGAGACUCUUCGCUUUUGGGACGUUUUUGUACCCCCUACUACUGGAAAUUCAAUGGUUUCAGAUCUUCGAGGUCUUUUGUCUUUGAAGACAUCUGCAAUAAGAUAAUAGCAUGUGGAGUAAUCGUUCACAACAUGCUAGUAUCCUUCUUUGUAACUUAUUCGGUUAUUGUAUAGAUAUUCAGAGCAUGCUUGCCAUUUUUGACCU
This is a messenger RNA of Durio zibethinus, 1489 nucleotides long. The record is from RefSeq and is a predicted model, not a curated record. Lineage: Eukaryota; Viridiplantae; Streptophyta; Magnoliopsida; Malvales; Malvaceae.